UGAGGCUUGGCAGGAUGGGGGAGUUAAUUAAGGUCGAGGGAGCAGGAAAGAGUUUGUUAUUCGCUAUUGGCUUAGUACGGCCUAUACAUAAUAGGGCCAUGACGGUUUUGGCAAGGCCUUGAACUUCAUAUAUCCCUUUUUUACUCAAUCCAGAAUACCGAUAAAGUCAGAUUGAAUCAUUUUGUCGACCUUUCCUUUGGAUUUAUUAUCAUAGGUAGUGUUCGAGAUCGCCUCUGUGCGGUGAACGCUCGAAUGUAGCUAACAUCAGUUUUGUCCUCGCGUGGUUGAAGGAGAUGCUGCUGCUGGAUGGAAUGCUUCCGGGGCGCCAUGAUCCUUCUAUCAUGAAUAGAAUAAUCGAGGGCACUGACUGACUGCAUCAAUCAUCGCUCAGUGAGCUAUUAAUUGCCGCCAAUAGCGCUUCGCUUGCAUGCAAGGCGGCUAAUAAAAGCGCCAGGUAGACGCGCGGAGAUGCAUUUUGAGUACUGGUGGUACUGGACAAGCUCUAGGGGAAUAAUCUCUUUCUUAUUUCUUUCUUAUUUCUUUCCCAUGACGACUAGGAACGGGCAAAUCAAGAAUUUCACUUCGAAUUCCGGACCUCAACAUCCUGCUGCUCAUGGUGUUUCACGAUCAGUAUUGGAAAUGAACGGAGAAGUGGUGGAACGUGCGGAACCACAUAUUGGAUCACUCCAUAGAGGGACUGAGAAAUUAAUCGAGUACAAAACUUAUCUUCAAGCUUUACCUUAUUUUGAUCGUUUAGACUAUGUUUCUACGAUGGCCCAAGAACACGCUCAUUCUUCAGCCGUAGAGAGACUUUUGAAUUGUGAGGUACCAUUACGAGCUCAAUAUAUAAGAGUGUUAUUCUGUGAAAUAACUCGAAUUUCAAAUCAUUCACUUGCUUCAACUACUCAUGCUAUGGAUGUGGGAGCAUCAACUCCGUUCCUUUGGGCUUUUGAGGAGCGGGAGAAAUUGUUGGAAUUCUAUGAAAGAGUCCCGGGAGCCAGGAUGCAUGCCAGUUUCAUACGACCUGGUGGAGUGGCACAAGAUCUGCCUCUUGGCUUAUGUCGAGAUAUUGAUUCCUCCACACAACAAUUUGCUUCUCGUAUCGACGAAUUAGAAGAGAUGUCAACCGGCAACCGUAUCUGGAAACAACGAUUAGUGGAUAUUGGUACUGUCACUGCACAGCAAGCAAAGGAUUGGGGAUUCAGUGGUGUAAUGUUAAGAGGUCCUGGGGUAUGCUGGGAUUCGCGAAGAGCAGCACCUUACGAUGUUCAUGACCAAUCGGAUCUUGACGUACCAGUAGGUACCAGAGGAGAUCGCUAUGAUCGUUACUGUAUCCGUAUCGAAGAGAUGCGACAAAGUGUUCGGAUCAUUGUGCAAUGUCCUAAUCAAAUGCCUAGUGGCAUGAUCAAAGCCGAUGAUCGUAAGCUAUGUCCUCCAUCACGAUCUCGAAUGAAACUAUCCAUGGAAUCGUGCGCCGUGUGAAACGUAGAUCAUCACCGUUCUUAACCGAGACUCAGGUUAAGCUCCGUCUCGGGACCGCCGUGGGGUUAGGAGUAAAGCAUCCCGAGGUUGGCGCAUCUCGUUGGGCAUGGAGAAGCAUUGGGAACCCCAAUAUCUUUCUUCGGAGCAGUUUCUUUUCCCGUCCCCUCGCCCCGGCAUAGCGCUUCGCUUCCGGUUCUUCGGAGGAAUCAACUGACUUCUCCCUUCUUCAUUGAUCCGGGGGAAAGGGAACCGUCUACCAGUUGGGAAGCUAGACAUCAAGGUUGUGGCUUGAUGAGGAUAACUAAGCUGACACGCCGGAGUUGGCUGCUGGCACAACAGGGUGGUGCCUUACCGCACCGCAGGCGCACGCGCGGUAGCGUUCGUGGUGGUGCUUCAGGAUUCCAAUGUACUGCGUCCAGGAUCAGAACGAGCUUGCCGGCGGACCACUGCCGUCCCAUUCUUUAGUGAGCUGGAGCGCUGCCAUCUUAUCCACGGAAAACGCGUCAAGCUAUCGCUUCGGGUCGAAGCACUAAAAGAAAAGGACCGGGAAACGCGGCGGCAUAGGAACCACGGGAACCCAGGAGGGAGAAAGACGAUGUACGGGAUACGGGAUCCUCGCAGUAGGCUGGACCAAAAUCCAGCCGAGAGAGGGCAGCCUUUAGAAGCAACAGGUUGGGAAACCAAGAGAAGGCUUCGCCUUUUCUUAUCUUCUUCCCGGCACAAAAAGAGGGAUUAGCAUUAUUGACCCCAUGAGAAAGCACUAACACCUUCCUCAUCGGGGCUCCGCGCACUGGGAAAAGGCUUCCGCGACAGGAAACCGGUUACUAGUUAGGAAGUGAACAUAAGGUAUCAAGAGGUCCCUCACAGUCAGGUGCAAUGCAAUUGCCCCCUAUUAGUCAAGUACCCCUCUUCCUAUUUAGUUUAGGGGUUAAGGCGAGAAAUGGCUUGAUGAACCCUUCCGUUCACCACGCACCGGCCCCAUUCACUUGCAACUCGUAGAGGCUGUAAGUAAACAGUGCCCCACUAAAUUCAAAGUGACGGUGGGGUUGAAAGACGAGAGUGCCUACCUCCGCGCCGAGAGUGCCCGCCCUUUCUGUCAAGUAGGCUA
This is a messenger RNA of Triticum urartu, 2590 nucleotides long. The record is from RefSeq and is a predicted model, not a curated record. NCBI's taxonomy places the organism in Eukaryota, Viridiplantae, Streptophyta, Magnoliopsida, Poales, Poaceae.